This is a messenger RNA of Sander lucioperca (pikeperch), 3496 nucleotides long. It is a transcript of the gene arhgap39, whose product is annotated as Rho GTPase activating protein 39. Gene Ontology annotation, cellular component: cytoskeleton; cytoplasm. Gene Ontology annotation, molecular function: protein binding; GTPase activator activity. The record is from RefSeq and is a predicted model, not a curated record. Lineage: Eukaryota; Metazoa; Chordata; Actinopteri; Perciformes; Percidae. The transcript is spliced from 11 exons. Gene Ontology annotation, biological process: signal transduction. Bases 132 to 3146 code for a protein of 1004 amino acids.
UGCUCGCCAUUGUUGAUUUCUUGACACUGGUCUGGAAGGAGUGACUCGUUGACUGCGGCGACCGCAAUUUCGGCAACAUGGGAGCCGUUGUGGGAUUUAUUCUAAACGGAUUUUAAGAACCGUCGGGGAAAAUGGCAGAGAGGUUGGAGUGGGUGGAGAUCAUCGAGCCGCGCACACGGGAGCGUAUGUACGCCAACCUGCUGACGGGCGAGUGCGUGUGGGACCCUCCGCAGGGCGUUUGCAUCAAGCGUACCGGUGACAACCAGUGGUGGGAGCUGUUUGAUCCCAACACCUCACGCUUCUACUACUACAACGCCUCCACCCAGCGGACAGUGUGGCACCGGCCCCAGGCCUGCGACAUCAUCCCCCUGGCCAAGCUGCAAACCCUGAAGCAGCACACGGAUGCCACCAACCCCCGUCCUGCAGGUGGAGGAGGAGGAGGGAGGGCGUCAGCUGACAACAGCCCGGGACGUAACAGCGGGGUCAGCCGAGAGGGAAGCACCUCCUCCUCCCUCGAUCAGGAGCUUUCUGAAAAACAGGGCAACAGAGAGGAGGCAGACAGGACUUCUCCCUUCAGGUGGAACACUGGUACGAAGGAGCGAAUGCUAAUCAAGGUGACGGACAGAGAGCCCAGCUUCCUGGCCCACCAGGGAAAUGGUUAUUCCCCCUGUGACCCCCCCACUCCUGGUCCUCCAGGAGGGGGCACCACCUCACGAACCCGCCGUUCAUCUGGAGGUAACGCGCCUCCAGAACCCGACGGCUCCCCCGUUCUCUACACCGACCGCCGUCAGUCCCCCUUCCUGAAGCGGGCUGAGCUGGGCGGCACCGGCACACACCGCCGCUCCUCGGCCGACUCCCAGCCUUCAUCGCCCCGCUACGCCUAUGAACCCCCGCUGUAUGAGGAGCCGCCCUCGGAGUACCAGCCCCCUCCCAUUUACGAGGAGCCUCCCACUGACAUGCACCUCUCUGACUCCUCCUUCUACGGCACUGGCAAGUCACCUGCUCGCAAGUCUUCGGCCCCCCUCUAUCACUCGCCCAAGCAGGGCCAGUCGCCUUAUGGGCAACUGGUUUUAACCAGGCAGAAGUGUCCAGAAAAGACCCAGAGUCUGGAGUACAGUCCUGUGGGGAAAGAGUACGUCAAGCAGCUGGUGUACGUGGAGCAGUCGUCUUCCAGCCCUCGCUUCAAGACCGCCGACCGCCUGCUGCGUUACGGCACUACAGGGGGCUAUGGUGGCUCAUACGGGGGGUCCUAUACUCUGCAGCACAGCCAGUCUCUGAUCAGGGAUCCCCGCCUACUGCUGGACUACAGUGGGGAGGGCGGAGAGGGAGGCCAGAGGUUGCUUUAUGAGGACUCCAUAUCCUGGACGUCCAGUCAGACCCACUCCCUCUCCUCUUCCUCUACAGGCGGCCCUGGGGCUUUCUCUCCCGGGGGUAACCGCAAACGUAAGAGCCGCAAGCCGUCCCUCCCCCAGGAGCUGGCGCGCUGCGUGGGGCCCGAGGGGGAGCUUGCAGGCACGGCAUCAGAGGCGAUGCUGGCCCAGGCCAGGCUGGCGUGGGAGGCCCAGCAGGUGAUGAAACAGAGGAGCAGUUGGGACUCGGGGCAGGGCGGGGGGGCAGCCCAAGGCGGCGGCUCCAAAGACGGCUACGAGAGUGACGGGGCGCUGCCUCUGCCGUUACCAGGACCGGUGGUGAGGGCGUUCAGUGAGGAUGAGGCGCUGGCACAGAGUGACGGCCACCACUGGAAACGCAGCACCUUCGAUCGGCUGGGCUUCCCCCAGGCCCUGCUGGAGAAAAGCCUCUCUGUCCAGACCAGCCUGGCCUCCCCUGAGCCUUACCUCCACCCCUCACAGUCGGAGGACCUCGGAGCCUGUGCCCAGUUUGAGGCCAGCCGAAAUGCCAGGAAUAUGAUGCCAAGCGCCAGCUGUGGCAUUUUCCCAGAAUUCACCCUGAGAAAACCUUCCUCAGAGACCGACAUCGAGAACUGGGCGUCCAAGCACUUCAACAAACAUACACAGGGUCUGUUUAGAAGAAAGGUGUCCAUUGCCAACAUGCUGGCCUGGAGCAGCGAGCCCAUCAAGAAGCCCAUGAUUGUGACCUCGGACCGCACCGUGAAGAGGGAAGCAGUGGACAUAUUUAAGCUCAUUCAGACCUUCAUGGGAGACCGUCGCUCCAAGGCCGACUCCCUCGCUGUGGCUCUGGAGGUGGUGGUGCGCGGGUGGAGUAACCAGGGUCUGCGCGACGAGCUCUACAUCCAGCUGUGUCGCCAAACCACGGAGAACUUCCGCUACGACAGCCUGGAGCGAGGCUGGGAGCUGAUGGCCAUCUGUCUGGCCUUCUUCCCCCCCACACCGCGUUUCCACACCUACCUGGAGGGCUACAUCUGCCGACACAUGGACCCUCUCAACGACACCAAGGGAGUGGCCAUUAGCAGCUAUGCUAAAUACUGCUACAGGAAACUGACAAAAGCUGCUCUGACUGGUGCCAAGAAGGGCGUGCAGAAGCCCUGUCUGGAGGAGAUUAAGCACGCCAGGAAUGCCAUCUUCAGUCCCUCCAUGUUUGGCUCCUCCCUGGACGAGGUGAUGGCCCUCCAGAAGGAGCGGUAUCCAGACAACCAGCUGCCCUGGGUGCAGACCCGCCUCUCUGAAGAGGUUCUGGGUCUCAAUGGAGACCAGACAGAAGGCAUCUUCAGGGUGCCAGGGGACAUAGAUGAAGUCAAUGCCCUCAAGCUGCAAGUGGAUCAAUGGAAAAUCCCCACAGGACUGGAGGACCCGCACAUCCCAGCGUCUCUGCUGAAGCUCUGGUACAGGGAGCUGGAGGAGCCUCUCAUUCCUCACGAGUUUUAUGAGGAGUGCAUAAAUCACUAUGACAACCCAGAGGCAGCUGUCAAUGUGGUGCUAGGCCUGCCACACAUCAACAAACUGGUGCUCUGCUACCUCAUCCGCUUCCUACAGGUAUUUGCCCAGUCUGCCAAUGUGGCCAUCACCAAGAUGGAUGUGAACAACCUGGCCAUGGUCAUGGCUCCCAACUGUCUGCGCUGCCAGUCCGACGACCCCAGGGUGAUCUUUGAGAACACGCGCAAGGAGAUGUCCUUCAUCCGGGUGCUCAUCCAGCGGCUGGACACCAGCUUCAUGGAUGGAAUACUAUAGCCCCCCCAUCGCUCACACACGCACACGCACGCACACACACACACACACACACACACACACACACACACACACACACACACACACACACGCCAUCCAUACUUUACCCCCCUACACUCCCUUCAACCCCCCUCCAUGACAGGGCCCCACACACUCCCCCCAGCACAGGAACAUCAUACAUACACAUUGUUGCCGCUGGGUGAAUACCUCGCCUCUUCAACAUGUUUACUUUUCUGGAACUAACAAAACUGCCUUGUUUUCGAGUUUGACCACUGUACAUUUGAGUUGACCCAGCUGUUUUUUCUAUUUCUGUAGAUGUAGUCCUUUAACUGACAUUUACACAAGAAAAAAAA